UUACGCACGGUGCCAGACAGUCUGUUACACUUACAUACCAGCGGCCAGAUGAGGGAGACAUACGGCUUCGGGACAUGUCGAAGUAUCCCAAGUAAUUAAAAAAAAAAAACAAGAUUUCAUUACCUCUGUCUGCAGUUGGAAAUGCAACACAGCAAAGCGCGCGGCUGGCGUCGCUUCUGCUCGUUCGGACGCGUUUCUUUGAAGCUAAACGGGAACUUGAAGGGGAAGAUUUGCCACCCAGCUGCGUGCUGGGCGUUCAUGAUAAAGCGUGCGGAGCGUACAGUCCGUCAGUCAGCAGCCAGUGAUCCUGUCCAACAUCACUCUCUCCACUCAACUCCCAUCUGUCACGUCGCGUCGUCCUCCGCGCACCACCGAGCCGGACAGAGAGAGACAGAGAGAGAGUGGCACAGCUACUUUGAAAACCACCCUCACCCUCUUGCCCCCUCCUCUUCCUCCUGUUUCCAAAUGCUCUCCUUUGAAGCGAUGAUGCCCCAUCUGUCAUAUGUGAGCAAAGAGAGACCAUGCUCUGCUCUUCUCAAUUACUGAAUUCUCCUCAUGCCAGCUCCGGUGGGACAGGAGGAGGAGCAGGUGUGAAACUGAAGUCGCAUCAGAGCAGCAGGAAUCCUAAAUCUGUUUCAGCUGAUUAAUUGCAAACUGAGUUCAUUUUACUGCUAACAUUCGGACCGUACCAGAAAGAUACCCCUGAUCACCAAACAGUAACGCCACCCUGUCCCGGAGAGGGCAGCUUCAUUACCCCAUCCACCCACCCAAUUAGGAGACAGAUGGCGCUUCUGGCCAAUCAAAUCAUGGAUGGAAGAAUUCUCAGCAGCAUGAACGGGCGAGUGGAGCUCUCUCAGUUCCUAAGAAUCACCAAUCAGAGCAUCGUCUCCCAGGUUAAUUCUGCCCAAGACGACAGCCGCAAGAACAGGAAGUACCCCUGCCCGUUGUGCGGGAAGCGUUUCCGCUUCAACAGCAUCCUCUCUCUUCACAUGCGCACUCACACGGGUGAGAAGCCUUUCAAGUGUCCGUACUGCGACCACCGGGCUGCGCAGAAGGGCAACCUGAAGAUACACCUCCGUACUCACAAGCAAGGCAUCCUGGGCAAAGGCCGCGGGAGGAUUAGAGAGGAGAACARGUUGCUUCACGAGCUAGAGGAAAGGGCGAUACUCAGAGACCGACAGAUGAGAGCUGGUGUUGUUAGCCAACAACCACCGGCACUUUCUAACACAAACCAGCCUCUAAAGGUCGUACUGCCGACCCCGCCAGCCGAGCCUCAGUUCGUGAACAGUUCUGCUGCGCCGGAUCUCCAACCGCAUACCUCUCCUAAUGUGACUACCGUCUCCGAUGAGCCCAUCCUGMCACAAGCCACCAGCUUCCGCUGCUCAUUCUGCAAGGGAAAGUUCAGGAAGCAGCAGGAGCUGGAGCGCCACAUCAGGAUCCUCCACAAGCCGUACAAAUGCACUCUGUGUGAGUUUGCUGCCGCGCACGAGGAGGAUCUCAUCGGCCACGUUGAAACGGCGCACAUAACCGCCGAUUCGGGCGCAGGGCAGAAACUGUCAGUGGGAGUUAGCGACAAGGGGAAGUCCGUUGGUGAGUUCCCCUGUGAAGUGUGUGGCCAGACCUUCAGCCAGGCCUGGUUCCUGAAGGGUCACAUGCGGAAACACAAGGACUCGUUCGAGCACUGCUGUCAAAUUUGCGGCCGUCGUUUUAAGGAGCCCUGGUUUCUCAAGAACCACAUGAAAGUCCACCUCAACAAGCUGGCUGCCAAGAGUAACAUCCUAGCUGAUCACGACUCCUCCAUUGACUUAAGUAAUCUAACGCAGGACCAUCCAAGCAACCUCUACUCCCAGUACAUUUCCCGCUUUCACAACAGGUUCCAUAUGCCCGACAGAGCAGAUUUAUCAGAUUAUAGCCACAUGAUGGCCACAGCAGGUGCAGACAUUCAGGUCAGAGAGAUGCUAGGAAGGAUGAUUUCCUCGGGUUCCCUGACAGACGCGGAGAGUUCCUCUUUGUUUGGCUUAAACCAUCUCCACCCUCCACUGAGCUCCACCAGCAUGGACUAUCUUCAGAAGGUCAUGUCUAACAAAGAGGUUUUCAAAAACAGCGGCAGCUACGCAGGAUGGCAGAUCAUGGCACCCGGACUUUCCGUCGACCAGCAGAUGUUCAGGGCUAAAGAUCAACAGCAGCGGUGCUCUUCCUACCUGCCUGAGAGAUGUCUCCCUGUGGAUGAUGGGAAACCGCGCCUGGGUGAGCCAGACACCGAGGCCAUCAGCAGACCCGGGAGCCCAGGCAGUGUGAUCACAGAGAUGGGGAACUCCCACUCAGGCAGUACCCUUGACCAUCAGGCACAAUCUUCCCCUCCAGCUACAGGUGAGAAAGUCUACAGGUGUCCACCGUCCAGUGACUACACCGCCGCCUCCCUCAGCUUCCACCUGGAUCGCUACAGCUUCCCCCAUUGGCAGGACAGCAGGGAUGUUUCUCCUUCACUGCAGCCCAGCGACAGCAGCAGCCCCAAACCCAAGCUCAGACCCAGAUCUAGGGAGGACUGGAGCCCAGCUGCCGGUCAGUUUGUUGCUCCUGAGAGCCACUCUGAGAAAGUCCUUGUUGUGAACAAACAGGCUGAUCACACUGACAAGGAUGCAGGUGUAGACAGCUCUUUAUCUGCUCCACCCAGAAAGUCCCAGCAUGAACCUUUGGAUUUGUCCUGCAGGCCGGACUCUGUCCCGUCUCAUUCGGCCACRUCUCCCGCUGUGCUACAGAUGUCUGGCCUUUUUAAUAAUGGGCUCUCGUCCUCCAUUACCCGCCGGCUACAAACUUACUCCAGUGCACCAGCUGAACUCUGUGUGAAACCWGCGUACCACUGUGACCUUUUGGUGCAGGGAACAAAACAAGAGAUGAACCCGCAGAACGCGGGCUCCACGGYUCAAGACGACGAACGUGAAUUUGAGAAACCCGAGCAAGCGAGGGAGGACCAAAGCGACGAUGCCGACAAGUGGAAGAUGUUGAAAAAUGACGUCCUCGAGUCAAAGGAGCCGGGACAGUCCAGCGCUGACUUCGAGGCUCCCAGAGAGAAGAAUCAGAGCAAGAUGGGACAGUGGGGGAGAGUCGGGACGGAAUCUUCCAUCUCCUCUUUUGAGGGUUUGACCCCAGGAGCAGCAGAUCCACUCAUGCACCAGGGCGCCCUGCUCUCCUUCCUCAGAUCUCAGGGGAACCUGAACAGCACAUCAGCCGGCGCCCAGAAAGCCAGCGUGAACGGAAACGUGGAGAAAGACGCUGCUGCAGGACGGAAGCCGUUCCAGUGCAGGUACUGCCCCUAUAGUGCGUCACAGAAGGGGAACCUGAAGACCCACGUCCUCUGUGUCCACCGUAAGCCCUUCGAYAACAGCCUGUACCCCGACCGCCGCCUCAGACGCUCGCACGCACCCCAGGCACCUUCCAGAUCGUCUUUGAGCGUCACGGGAGACAACCGCGAAUCAGGCAGAGACCAAAUSGGUGUGACAUCGUUGUGUGGGACUUGAUGUUGUCAUAGCAACUGCAGAUACAGACAGUCCUGAUUAGUGUUUUAGCCUCACCUUGAAAGGGUUAGGAUGAUUGAGAUUGUUUAAAAAAAAAAGAUKUUAACAACCAACCUUGAUGUACAUUCCAGUGUUUACUUGAAAAGCCACAGUAUGUAUUUAUCUGUAGCAAAAAAAAAGAAAAGAAAAAAUACUGCCUAUGAUAUUAAAGUCCAUUGUGAUGUGAAAGUGUA
Messenger RNA from Austrofundulus limnaeus, 3748 nucleotides. Its product is annotated as zinc finger protein 536. The transcript has 5 exons. The record is from RefSeq and is a predicted model, not a curated record. Gene Ontology annotation, molecular function: DNA-binding transcription factor activity, RNA polymerase II-specific; RNA polymerase II cis-regulatory region sequence-specific DNA binding. Gene Ontology annotation, biological process: regulation of DNA-templated transcription. The coding region runs from base 783 to 3518 and encodes 911 amino acids. Gene Ontology annotation, cellular component: nucleus. NCBI's taxonomy places the organism in Eukaryota, Metazoa, Chordata, Actinopteri, Cyprinodontiformes, Rivulidae.